Messenger RNA from Xenopus laevis (African clawed frog), 1711 nucleotides. RefSeq lists its product as uncharacterized. NCBI's taxonomy places the organism in Eukaryota, Metazoa, Chordata, Amphibia, Anura, Pipidae. The coding region runs from base 148 to 1620 and encodes 490 amino acids. The transcript has 13 exons. The record is from RefSeq and is a predicted model, not a curated record.
CACAAGUGUAAAGCUCACAGCCCAUUCACACCCUCGUUCCCACUCACCGGAAGGGAAACACAAGGGCAGCUCCAGGUCCGUUUCUUCCUCCCGUCCCCGAGCAGAGAAACACGCGUUGAGCAAGAAGGUUCCGCCCCGAGGCUGUGCAUGUGGGGAAAGGUCACUUCUGGCCACAACAUGGAACUGGAUGAGACUAUGUGUAAGGAGCCCGUGUGUCAGCACCCGCAGUGCUGGGGUUCCUUCCACAGGAUCGACAGAGGGAUCCCUCAUUACCGACCCCUGGGCUAUUGCCAGAGAUCCGCCAGUACAGAGGAAGGUGGGCUUCCUGUGCUGUCAGUGAGCACAAUGCCUGGCCCCCCGCUCUCUAUAGCCAGACAUUUGCAUGCAGUCUCUCCCAUCAGACUUGCAGGGCUGUCGUACUCUGCGCUCUAUAAACUCUACAACAAGACUUCCAGCAGCAUUGCCAAGAAGAUGCUCCCGAAUGUCAGUUCACACAACGAAUCCAAAAGGUCUAGAACAGUCGGGCACAGGGCCUCUCCCAGACACAAACCUGAUGUUACAGAGAACAGAAUCACAUCCUUGGUAUGGAUGCCAACCACUCUGUGCCCACAACAGAAACAGGAAGAGAAACUAAAGCCCCUCAGAGUUGGAAUAACAGAGCUCACAUUGGAAAGACUUCGAUGUAAAGAUGUGAGGGGUGAUAGCGGGGACAUUGAAGUGCCAAAACUUAGAAGAAAGACUCAAGUUCCAACAGGCGGGUGUCCUCAUAACCUCUCACUGACCUGCAUCCAACCCUCGGCCAGGGGAUCCAUGAAAUGCAGAGCAUCGGGCAGCUCAGCCACGGAGAGCAUGUUAGAGUUCAAGGGGAGGUAUAAUGGGCAGCAUAUCGACACCGGGUCUUUAACACUGUCCGCUCCAGAAGUGGAGAACCAACGGGUCGUUCUGCAUAGUGUUAAAGACAAGCACCAGCAGGGGGCAGUAAGAGCAAGCCCUGUGUACAAGCUGGAUGAUAAGCAUCUGGAAGCUCUAAAUGACAUGGAAAUAAAAGUGGAGAGCAUACGAAACCAGUAUUACCUGUGGAACAAAUACAUGGGCCUGGCCAAGCACAGCGGCCGAAUGAAAGCCCAAGAUCCCCAGUCCUACAAGGAGCAAACACUGAGUAGUUACAAGCAGAUGACCCUGGGAGUGAUUGGGAAUCUGCGGCUUUACCCCUACGAUGGAGAUUACUACAAACAAAAUAUGACAACUUCACUUGAAGGUUCCACACCCUAUGCCUGUGGCUCUGACAGGAGCAGGAGACUCAUAUCCUUGGGAAGUGUCUCUCAUGGCUCCUGGGCUGAAUCUGACCAAUCAUCUGCAGGGACGGACUCAUUACCUGAGAGCGGAACAGCAACCCAGAGAGAGGAGGCUAAUGCCGACGUCACUUCCAGGCCCGAUGUUCCAGACAUCACACUGGGACUGGAAGUGCUACAACAGACACACACUCUUGGAGAUACAGGAACUCUACCCACUGAUCCAUCAAAACCUGCAAUCAAAGACGUCCAGGCACCACUGGAACCAGUAACCCUAACCCCACAGCCAAAUGCACCUCCCCCAACCCCAAUGAACACUGAGAAUUAAAGGGGCUCCCAAUACUCCUACUCUCAUAUACUGUCAUUUACUAUCUGAUAUUGUCAAAACCAACAAAAAAAUAAACAACACACAAAUUGUA